GGGUAAUGUGGUAUUGCCGCCAUAUUUGUUCUUCACGUUGAUGCGAAAAAAUGUUUUUGAUUUGAGUUUAAUAUUACAAGAAAUUCGGAAAUAUAUGGCCAGCUGAUUUGUUGACAAAUUAGGGCUUAAGAUGGCCCAGGAUGGCCAAAAGUUUCCAGGGGUUACGUCCCCUAUCAGUCUUGCCUAUCCAAAGCCCUUCGACAAUGAGCUGUCUGAGAAGUUGGAGGAAACUCUCCGACCACAUGGAGUAUUUGAGAGUGAAGAGGAACUUAACCAUCGUAUGGAGGUUUUGCUGAAAAUCAACACACUUGUGAAAGACUGGAUCAAGGAUGUUAGCAGACAAAAGAACAACAUUCCAGAAAGCAAAAUAGAUACUUUUGGAGGAAAAGUGUUUACAUUUGGCUCUUACAGACUUGGUGUACACACAAAAGGUGCUGAUAUAGAUACGCUGUGUGUGGCACCUCGACAUGUUGAGCGGCACGAUUUCUUCAAAUCAUUCUAUGAUCUGCUGAAGCAACAGUCUGAAGUGAAGAAUCUACGGCCUGUGGAGGAAGCUUUUGUGCCAGUUAUUAAGAUGGAAUUUGAUGGAAUUGAGCUGGAUAUGCUGUUUGCUCGGCUAGCUUUUCCAACCAUUACCGAAGACAUUGACCUGAGGGAGUUAUCUUUGUUGAGAAAUCUAGACGAAAAGAGUGUGAGAAGUCUUAAUGGAUGCAGAGUUACAGAUGAAAUUCUUCACCUUGUACCAAACAAGGAAAAUUUCAGAAUGACAUUGCGUGGAGUUAAACUUUGGGCAAAAAAAAAGGGCAUCUACUCCAAUUCACUGGGCUAUUUGGGAGGUGUGUCCUGGGCUAUGUUAGUCGCCCGUGUCUGCCAGUUGUAUCCAAACAGUGCUCCAGCGACCCUGCUACACAAGUUCUUCAUGGUCUUCUCCAAGUGGGAUUGGCCUAACCCUGUUCUGCUAAAACCACUUGAAACCGAUAACAAACUGGGAUUUCCAAUAUGGGAUCCACGGGUGAACCCUUCUGACAGGUUUCAUUUAUUUCCUAUCAUCACACCAGCCUACCCUCAACAAAAUUCAACAUACAAUGUCACCAAUUCAACUAGAUUCACCAUCAUGGAUGAAUUUCAAGAAGGUUUAGCUGUAGUAAAUAGGAUAUAUGAAGGAAAGGGAGAAUGGUCACAGCUGUUUGAACCCUCGAAUUUUUUCCAAAAAUACAAGCAUUACAUUGUGCUUGUAGCACGGGCAGAAGAGGAGAAUCAUUAUUUAGAAUGGUACGGGUUUGUGGAAUCAAAGAUUAGGUUGUUAGUUGGCAAUCUUGAGCGAAAUCCCUUUGUGAGGUUAGCUCAUAUCAUGCCCGAGUCAUUUGGACCGCUGAAUGAAACAGAGAGCAAAUUCAUGUGCAAGUGGUUUGUUGGUCUCAGUUUUCACAGUACGCAGUCAUCAAAUAUUGAUCUCACUUACGACAUACAGUCUUUCUCUGACAUUGUUCACAAGCAAGCAAUUCAUCUAGGUCUAUUCAAAGACGAUAUGAAAGUUGAAAUUUCUUAUGUGAAAAGAAAGCAGUUAGAACAGUUCGUACCUUUGGAAAUCAUUCAAAGAGGAGGAAAACCAGUUAAGGAGAAAAAAAGGGAAAGCACCAAAGGAGAAAGCAAUAGCAGCAGUAAUCUACGUCGAGUUAGUACGGAGAAACCAGCGCUGUCGGGUAGCAAGUCUGAAAGUGACCUGGUGAAGCAGAGCUCUGUGACGGAUGACGAGGCAUCCCAGGAGUCCCAGAUGGUGUCUCAGAACGCAGCGUCCGCCUCGCCUGAGGUGGAGAACAUGCAGUGUGAUAGCACAGACUCCACCGCAACAGACCAACAAAACAAAAACAGUCAGGAGCUCAAUGUUAGUGAUGGCGGGGGCGAUGGCGUUUGUAAAAUAAAGAGGCCCGGUUCGCCAUGUGAGGAAGACAAAAUGUCCAAGAGGUUGAAAGAUGGGGAGGAGGUUGAACUGGGGAGUCCGAUGCAAGUUGAUGAGAAGUCCUCUUCUCAAACAGAUGAAAAAAUAACAGCUCAGGAAAUUGCUCCAGUAAGCAAGCAUGCUCAGAGGUUGCCUAGCAAUGACUUGCCUGAUUUAAUAAGUCCACAGCCUAUGUCACAAACUGCAGGGUUUCAGUUAACAAAAAACUCCAUUAAGUUAAAACUGAAAUGAUGUUUGUUGUACAUGGCGUGUGGUAUGUUCAGUGAAAGCAUAGUGCUGUUGUCCAGUGCAAGAAAGCAAUUUUGAUGUGAAUUAUUGCUCUUCAGAACAUUGCAAAAUCUGAAAUUGAUUGCUUGACAUGACUGGAAAGUAAUGGGGAACCACAGCAGUUUUAAAGAAUUAUAUUAUUUUGAGAAACUAAUUCAUCAUUAAAAGACUGUCGACAGAUCCCAAGGAAAUAUUCGUAAAGACGUAUCGGAAGAAAGGUGCAGAAAGAGACGAGUCUUGUUGAUUUUGUGUAAACUAAGUGCAAAUAAACUUGUUAUUGUUGCUGGGUCAGUAGUAACUGGUGAAGAAUGGUCAGUAAUGAUUGAUGAUGAGUGAAUGCUGGAGAUGAGAGUAACGGCUAUCAUUUAUUUGUCUGGUUGUGUUUACCUUUUCAUUUUUUUCAUACAAAUUCAUAUGAGUGAAAAUAAAAUAAUAAAAAAACUGAAUCAAGAAAAACAAAUGUAAAACAGAAGGGAAGAAAACAAAUGAAUUAAAAAUUUUAUGUAUAGUUCAGUAACCCAUAUGUAAAUAGGUAAAAUGUAUAUCAUCAUAGAACUAACACUUUUUUGUUAUAUAGUAAUGGAUGUGUAUGUGUUUCAACAUGUAUGUACAGGACAAACAUAAUAGCAGCCUGAAGACUCCAUAUUAAAUCCAGGUGUCCAGUGAUAAUGAUUUUGCAGAUCUUGUAAAUUACCAUGUUCCUUUAAGUAUGCAUUUAUAAUAAAAUGUGUGAUUGUCAUAUUGAAUGUGAUUAGAUGAUAAUAAAUCAUCAAUGUUUGUCAUUUGUUUUUUUCCUUUCUGGUACAGCCAUUACAGUCAUAUAAUGUUACAAAAACACAUGAUCAUAAUCUGCCAUCAUUAUUUAUUUGGAACUUUUAUUAAUUUGAUGUAUAUAUGUACGAUAUUUAGGGCGGAUAAACUCUUUUGCACCAAUGUUUGUCAUAUGCAGGUUAAAACCGUCUCCUUUUAUUUGUAUUUGUGCAUUGUUUUGUUUAUCAUGAUACAUAGAAAAAAAAUAGAAAAAAAAAUUAAAUCUCACUUGUAAAUAUCACUCUUCAUAGUCAUAGAUAUUAUUGAAUCAUCUUAAAAGACAGCUUUUCUUUUUGUGAAUUUGCUUAUUAUUUACGCUGUAUGAAUUUCCUUAAAAAAAAAAAAUAUAUAUAUAUAUAUAUAUAUUUUGGGUUUUGGGUUUGAGUAGGUGUUGGAAUCAUGUUAAUCCUCUCAGCAUUUAAGCAGUGAACUAGUUUAACCAGGUACAGACAAAAACAAAAUUAAGUUAUGUAAGCUAUGGUCAAAUCAAUUUGACACUUGGUGUACUAAUACGUUGGUAGUAAUCUUAAAGUUUGUUCUUAUUUAUUAUUUUGUUUACUAAUGCUAUCAUUGGUAUAAACUGGGUUUAGGGUGAUCGAGUUUUCCAAUAUUGCUACAUACUCAUUUGUAGAUUAAUUUAUUUCUUCUAUAAACUGCAAUCCUUGGUAUAAACAAUAUUUAUUGCCAUUAAAAAAAUGAGCUAUCUGUGGAUAUGCCAACAAGCAUUAGCGGCAAUCCUUCAGUAUUUUAGUAGCGAACUACAAUCACAUUAGAACAAACAUGAUGGAUUGAGCAUCACACUGACAUUAUUAACAGCUCGGCAGUCAUGCAGUUAAAUUAAAUCUUGGAACAUCGAAUGUUCUAAGGAUAACUAAUACCUUUAUUUCAGAUAAUCAAUUUGCAAUGAUUGCACAUUCUCCGUUUGCCACUGAUGCAGUAAAAUAAGCUAUUAGUCAGAACUAAGAAUAUUUAAAACUGCUUUCAUUGGUAUUACUAAAACUAUAAAGUCCUAAAAUACUUGGCAUUAAAAAGUAAAGGAGCCAUACAAAGGUUUCUUGGACAUCCGUAUAAUUUCGUGAAUAGAAGAUGCUUGCGUAGUAAUGAAUUGGGUUCUUUGAAUUAGUUGCAGGUUUAUAAGAUUAAGAUACUUUAUUUUCCUCGUUUUCAUAUAAAGGUGGUUGGUUCAAUUCUUGAAUUUGUAUCAUUCAGUGUUGGGGAGUCGUUUGAAGUCUGUAAUCAUAGUUCCAUAUUUCUAUUUUUGAUAAGAUUUUCUUUAAUUAUUUUUGUUCCAAUGUAAUAAUUUGACAAUGGUUAAACAAAUUACUGUCAUAUUGUUAAAAAUAAAUAACUCCCACACCUGCUAGAUGUGAUGUCACGUCUAUAGGUAUACCGUACUUAUUAUAUUCUACAUUUAUUUAUUUUAUUUUAUUCUUGAUUCAGAUUCAAUACAAAAUUAAUUAUGUUAUAGGUGGGUUUAUGGUUGAAUUUAAAUAUAAAAUUAUUUCUUCAUAAUACAGCACAAUACAUAGUUUAAUUAAUUUGUCCUUGUCAUCUAUAGAUAUUCAUCUCCAAAAUUUUAUAAUUAACCACAUCAUUACAUUUAUUGGUUUGCUUAAUUAAACAUCUGUUGUUAUAUAAUUUAAUAUGGUUAAUUUUCAGCAUGUUGCCACAGUACUCGAGACUUUCUAUUUCAGAAAUGGCUGAAAAAUGCGGCAUACUGUUGAAAUUUCCACUGUACAAACUGAAUACACAAAAUAACAGAAAUAAACUAUUUUAUUUUAUGUA
Gigantopelta aegis is the source of this 4822-nucleotide messenger RNA. Its product is annotated as poly(A) polymerase type 3-like. The coding region runs from base 131 to 2191 and encodes 686 amino acids. Gene Ontology annotation, molecular function: poly(A) RNA polymerase activity; RNA binding. Gene Ontology annotation, cellular component: nucleus. The record is from RefSeq and is a predicted model, not a curated record. The transcript has 21 exons. NCBI's taxonomy places the organism in Eukaryota, Metazoa, Mollusca, Gastropoda, Neomphalida, Peltospiridae.